This is a messenger RNA of Eutrema salsugineum, 2191 nucleotides long. Its product is annotated as DUF21 domain-containing protein At1g55930, chloroplastic. Gene Ontology annotation, molecular function: flavin adenine dinucleotide binding. The transcript is spliced from 14 exons. The record is from RefSeq and is a predicted model, not a curated record. The coding region runs from base 156 to 2102 and encodes 648 amino acids. NCBI's taxonomy places the organism in Eukaryota, Viridiplantae, Streptophyta, Magnoliopsida, Brassicales, Brassicaceae.
AAAAUUCUCUUCUUUUUUUAACCCUCCUUCGCUGUGCCUUUCUUCGAGCAAACACAUGAAUCUCCUUAAAUUACACUCUGAGAAUUGAAAAGGAGAUACUUUGUUGUAUAUCGAAAAGGUGUGAGAUUUCCUCACUUGUCUUCUCCAAUUCAUAUAUGGCAAUUGACAUAUCGGUUCUUGGCCGAUCUGUCAUUGCCACCACUCGACAAUAUCAAAAUUCAGUAAGACUUGUUCAGAGAUACAACCCUACAAUCACACUCUGUGUCUCCUCCUCUAAUCCCUCCAGCUUGAGCUUUACUAGAUUCCGUCAAAGAUGUUGUGAACAACCUAAACAUAGCCACAGAAGCCGGUUUCUAGUGUAUAGCGCGACGAGUCCCGAUUCCGGCGAGGAAGCUGGUUCGCUUGAGACUCUACUGAAACGAGGAAUCCCAGUUUUCGUUUUGGUGUUUGGAGUUUUGUUAUAUGGAUGCAGCCGGAAAGCAUCAACAAAUUAUGACGCUUUUGGUCAGAGCGUAUUGCUCUUGUUGAAGAAUGCUUGGCCAAAAACUUGUCAGGUUCUUAAGCUUCUUAGAGAACAAGGUCUUAUCUUAGCUGUGCUUCUCGGUCUAUCAGCAUUCUUCUCCAUGGCAGAGACCUCCAUCACCACUCUUUGGCCCUGGAAGGUGCGUGAGCUGGCUGAAAAAGAGCCCGAAAAUGGGGUCUUUAGAAUGCUGCGCAGUGAUGUUACCAGAUUCUUGACAACCAUACUUAUUGGAACAACUGUUGUGAAUAUUGCUGCAACUGCCCUGGUCACGGAAGCGGCAACAGCUAUUUUUGGUGAAGCUGGUGUUAGUGCAGCUACUGGUUUGAUGACUGUUGCCAUAUUACUCCUGACUGAAAUAACUCCAAAAAGUGUAGCGGUUCACAAUGCUCAAGAGGUUGCAAGGAUUGUGGUCAGACCAGUGGCGUGGCUUUCCUUGAUAUUAUAUCCUGUUGGGAGAGUUGUGACAUACCUUUCGAUGGGAAUUCUGAAAAUCCUUGGUUUGAAAGGGCGAAGUGAGCCAUUUGUUACUGAAGAUGAACUGAAACUGAUGCUACGUGGUGCAGAAUUAAGUGGGGCCAUAGAAGAGGAAGAGCAGGAUAUGAUUGAAAAUGUGUUAGAGAUAAAGGAUACACAUGUUCGAGAGGUGAUGACUCCUCUUGUCGAUGUAGUUGCCAUAGAUGGCAGAGGCAGCCUUGUCGAUUUCCACAAUUUCUGGGUGACCCAUCAGUACUCAAGGGUUCCUGUUUUUGAGCAGAGGAUUGAUAACAUAGUUGGUAUUGCAUAUGCUAUGGAUCUCCUAGAUUAUGUCCCAAAGGGUGAACUGCUAGAAAGUAUAACCCUAGUGGGCAUGGCACAUAAACCUGCAUAUUUUGUCCCUGAUUCAAUGUCGGUUUGGAAUCUUCUUAGGGAGUUUAGAAUAAGAAAAGUUCACAUGGCAGUUGUUCUUAACGAAUACGGCGGAACCAUUGGAAUAGUAACUCUCGAAGAUGUGGUCGAAGAGAUCGUUGGUGAAAUAUUUGAUGAAAACGAUUCAAAGGAGGAGAUUCAGAAGAAAACGGGUUAUAUCGUGAUGAGAGCUGAGGGGAUAUAUGAUGUUGAUGCCAACACUUCGAUUGACCAGUUAUCUGAAGAACUCAACAUGAAGAUGCCAGAGGGCCAUCAGUACGAAACAGUCUCAGGUUUUGUAUGUGAGGCCUUUGGGUAUAUCCCAAAGACUGGUGAGAGUGUGACGGUAGUCCUCGAAAAGGAAAACUGGGAAGAGCAUAAUGAACAAGAAGAGGGUAAACACGAGCGUCAAGAUCAGAAGGAGAAGUACCAGAUUUAUAGACUAGAGAUACUAGCUGGGAAUGCCAGAAAAGUGAGUGCAGUCCGGUUUGAAAGAGUUAAUGAUAUGGUUGAAGUUUCUGAGUCGCGCGAUGUAAGAAACAUGGUUCCCAAAUUCGUAAGAAAAUGGAGCAGUGAGGAAGAAUUAGAGGGUAACCAGCAUGAGCGGAACUCGUUGUACCAAGAAUACAAAGCCAAUAACGCCGUCUCUGAUGAACAUUCAAUUACUGAAAAUGAAAGUGUGAGAAAAGAAUAAUAAUGAUCAUGGGGAAGUGGUAGAGGAAGAGACUAUUUCUGCUGUAAAUUUUGUAACUGAGCAAAUAUUAUUACAUGGGGAAGUGGUAC